Messenger RNA from Amoebophrya sp. A25, 623 nucleotides. The record is from the annotation of a GenBank genome assembly. NCBI's taxonomy places the organism in Eukaryota, Dinophyceae, Syndiniales, Amoebophryaceae.
CGCAGACUACGACGGACAACCAGAUGAGUUAACCUACGGUAUUCCGCGAUCCUGGGAGUCAGAUCCGCCAAAUGUGGGCCUCAUUUCUGUUACCUACUGCUGCGCUCCGGAGUUCGCUGUAGUGCCGGAAAGGCUACGAAUGGCCAAGAGCUACGGCAUGUGGAACGUGCGCGAAGACACCGACGAAGAUAUCGUACUAAAAAAAUCUGUAUUUGUCUAUCACUAUCGUCUUCGUCUAGUAGUACUUACUUGUAUGCACCUCGUCGUUUCCUGGGCUUGUUCUAGUUGUCAUCGAUUUUGAUUUUGACUGCUCACGCACAUUUUUUUUUGUCAUGCUCUCCCGUUUCGUCGAGUAUGCAGUUGCAUGCAACGAGAACUACACUGUGGCUGCAAGGGUCAUCCUUUUUUUCCAAUGACUUACUUUUCAUUGAACUUUUGAAUGUGAAUGACAACUACAACUAACUGCUUACGCUCGUCCUCGACACUCAAUGCGAUCCAUGAUCUUUUCAGAACGAAAUUGAGUGGUGGAUUUCGUUGGAAGAAGUUCCAAGCAACGUUCUCGACAUGGCGCAGUUUUUUCUGCAUCAAUUUUCGGAUUUGGGUUCUGCCUUUCGGUUUCUGGA